UGUGCCACCUCGAUCUGAGACAUCAACAUCAUCAGAGUCAGUAACCACACAGCACAACUCACAUUCUGAUUCCCAUACGACCGAGACCACGACACGAUGUACUACUACAAUCAGUCCAGUCCCCCACCACCCCCGCCAGAGUUACCCUCUCCGAAGGCAAUGGCGGUGCCGAGUCCUGGGUGCAAUGGGUGUGUGAUUCGAACAAUAUCCCCGCCUACCUGACCGGGGAGCAACCAUUGUCCAUCAUGGGGGCUCCCAUCCAAUGCCAUUUCACGGCAUGGAGUGUUGAGGAUUCUGGUAUCGAUCGGGUAGCAGAGCUUCUUGCUGCUGCGGACCGGUUCGCCCCGUGCAAGAACCCCGAGCGACGCUAUUGCCGUGCAGUCACAGAAGGUCCAAUCGAGUCGAGUAGGCACUUCCCCAUACCCGCGUAUCAUUUCCAUACCGACUACCGGUACCCGGAAGGGCAUGGUGACGACACCAGUCAGACUGGACGGAUUUUCCUCUACCGCCAGUCCCAGGUUCACUCGCCCACCAUCCCAGGACCCCCCAUCGGGUUUCUGAGGGAUCCGCAGGGCAAUGAGAUAUGGGAUGACAACUACAUGACCACAUCGAGCUCGGAGCAUCAAGGUUCUAAGCUCGCCGGUGGAGCGCGUUUGGUCCUCAAUUGUCGAGGGGGCCAGGAUCCGACCCGGUACCCGGUCAAGAUGCUGCGGCCUGGGAAAUGCCUGCAGAAUGCCAUCCACCUUUGGCUUCGUGACUUUGGGUACGCCAUAUCUGACUGGUGGCACUACCAGUACGAGGUUCUCAUGACCUUUGUGCUCAAACUACCCAUCGGGCCUCGAUUGGUGCAUUACGAUUAUACUAUCGGCGAUCUGGCAGACCCUUUCUUGGGUUGGGUGACUAUGCCUCGAUCCAGCGAUGCUGACGACAAAUCUCGGGCGAAACGAGCCAGGAUCAGGCACGAGUUUGGUCGUCUCUACCUGGACCUCAAACGGCAGGGAACACUUGGUGAGCCAAUGAAGUCCAAGUGGGAUGAUGAUCGAGUUCCCUGGACAGUUUAUUGGAAGCUCAAAGCGUGGGGGGUCUCGAUUCACGAUCCCGAGCACGAGAAGAGCGAAUGGGUUGAGGUCUAUGAUCCUGACUGUGAGAGUAUGUAGUAAGUAGACCCCAGACCCCACGUCGAUGCGAACGUUACGCGAAGUUCCUUUCAAGUAUGUCUACCACCUAG
Aspergillus brunneoviolaceus CBS 621.78 is the source of this 1228-nucleotide messenger RNA. RefSeq lists its product as uncharacterized. Bases 246 to 1157 code for a protein of 303 amino acids. The transcript has a single exon. The record is from RefSeq and is a predicted model, not a curated record. Lineage: Eukaryota; Fungi; Ascomycota; Eurotiomycetes; Eurotiales; Aspergillaceae.